Molecule: messenger RNA, 2126 nt
Organism: Aethina tumida (small hive beetle)
Lineage: Eukaryota; Metazoa; Arthropoda; Insecta; Coleoptera; Nitidulidae
Gene: Vps52
Product: vacuolar protein sorting-associated protein 52 homolog
Exons: 4
Coding region: 41-2035 (664 amino acids)
Biological process (GO): endocytic recycling; retrograde transport, endosome to Golgi; lysosomal transport
Cellular component (GO): GARP complex
Molecular function (GO): syntaxin binding
Source: RefSeq, a predicted model, not a curated record
UUAGUUAGUGUUUUUUAAGUAAUUUAAAGUCAUAACUAAAAUGAGUAACAAAUUAUUGCAAUCAUACUCGAAUAGCGAGGAAAUAAACACACCAGAUAAUGUGGUACAAGACAUUUUAAACACGUUUACCGAUUUACGACAAUACUCCAAAGAAAUAGAAGAUGAACUCAAAAGCACCGAGAAUGAAUCAAUUAAUGUCUAUAUUAAAGAGAGCGAAAAUAUUGCCAGUUUGCACAACCAAAUAACGGCGUGCGAUCAAAUUCUCGAACGAAUGGAAGACAUGCUCAUGGACUUCCAGAACAACUUGGGGAGUAUCAGCACUGAAAUUUUAACUUUGCAAAAGAAAUCCAUAUCCAUGAGUCAAGAAUUAACCAACAGGCAAUCAGUUAGGGGGCAACUCAGUCAGUUUAUUGAUGAUAUAGCUGUUCCUGAAAGUUUAAUGCUGGGCAUUAUGGACAGCCAUGUAACAGAUAAGGAAUUCCAAACACAGCUGCAAAUUCUUAACCACAAGAUAGGUUUCCUUAAAGAGCAAAGUUUUAAGGACACAAAGUCCUGUUUGGAUGUCAAGGAUAUUGUAGAGAAAUUAAAAAUAAAAGCCAUGUCCAAAAUAAGAACCUAUUUGUUGGAGCAGAUUGCCAGAUUCAGAAAACCCAUGACAAAUUAUCAAAUACCUCAGAAUGCUCUCUUAAAAUAUAAGGGACUCUAUGAAUUUUUGUUGUCGAAUGAAAGGAAUACAGCAGAGGAAGUGUGCAGUGAAUAUGUGGAUACAAUGAGCAAGAUUUACUUUUCAUAUUUCAAAUCUUAUGAUGGUAGGAUCAUGAAGUUGCAGUAUGAAGAAAACACCAACAAGGAUGACUUGAUGGGCAUAGAAGACACAGCCACCAGAGGAAUGUUUAACAAAAACCUAAAACACAAAGCUACAGUGUUUACUAUAGGUAACAGAGGAGAUGUUUUAGCACAACAAUUGGAAGCUCCAAUAAUAGUACCUCAUGCAGAAACUAAAAAUAGAUACACCUUUGAAUCCUUAUUUAGAAGUGUCCAAUAUGCUUUAGUGGACAAUGCUUGUAGAGAAUAUUUAUUUGCAAGUGAGUUCUUUUAUGUACAAAAUCAGGCUGCCAAGGAUUUGUUUAUGCAAAUUAUGGGGAAGACAAUACAUUUACUACAGAAAAAUCUGGAGAAUUAUGUAAUGAACUCAUAUGACUCCAUAGGAAUAUUCUUAUGUUACCAUCUGGUACUGAGGUAUAGAAUAAUGUGCCAUAAAAGAUGUGUUCCUGCUUUGGAUGAUUAUUGGGAUGCCUUAGAAAGAGUUUUAUUACACAGAUUUGACUACAUACUUCAGUUAAAUAUUAAUAGCAUUAAAGACUUUGACAUUGCUAAGUUCAACAAAGAAAUGGGACCUCAUUAUAUUGCUAGAAGGUAUGCAGAGUAUAGUGCUGCAAUAGUCAGUACAAGUGAGAGUUUCCCUAAUGAACUAGUAAAUAAACUUUUGGCUGAACUACAAGAAGAAGUUGAAAUGUUCAUAUUUAGAAUGGCUGGAGUCUUUGAGGAAAGAAAAGAACAGUUAAUUUUCCUCAUAAACAACUAUGACAUGAUCCUGAACAUAAUAAUGGGUAGAACAAGGGACAAUUCAAAGGAGGCGGAGACUUUCAAGGCGAGAUUGACGUCGAAAAGUGGAGAAUACGCUGAAGAAAUUUUGUAUCCGUAUUUUGGAGAGAUUAUACAGUUUGUCAAGGAGUGCGAGUACUAUUCUGAGAAAGCCAUGUUGGAUGAACUGAAAAGUAUGGAACCGAAAGCUGUGGAGAUUGUUAAUAACUUUUCAAAAAGCUGGAAGAAAUCAUUGGAGGAACUCAACAGAGAGGUUUUAUUGUCUUUUCCCAAUUUAGUGACUGGGUCUAGUUUGUUACAGCUAUCUUUGACACAGCUAAUUCAAUAUUAUCAUAGGUUCCACAAAUUGUUGCCACCACAAGUAAGAACUGAGUUGGUUAACAUACAUUUAAUUAUGGUUGAAAUGAAAAAAUAUAAAACAAAUUUUUGAACCUAUUUAAUUUAAUAUAUAUUUGUAAAUAGAGGAAAGAAUCAUAAUGUAUUAUUUUGUAAUUUUUUGUGAUAAUAGAAUUAUUUAUUAA